Molecule: messenger RNA, 801 nt
Organism: Penicillium alfredii
Lineage: Eukaryota; Fungi; Ascomycota; Eurotiomycetes; Eurotiales; Aspergillaceae
Exons: 2
Coding region: 1-801 (266 amino acids)
Source: RefSeq, a predicted model, not a curated record
AUGGUCUACGAGCCUCUGCAUGGAUCAUGCUCCUGUGGCCGAAACAACUACCAGAUCACCAUCCCCGAUGAUGUGACCGAUCAUGCCGAGGUAUACUUUGACAGCAGCCGAGACAACCGCCGAUUCCACGGCACUCCGCUAACAGCAUGGCUGCGCGUGCCAUUGGACUGGUACCAGUCCUCUACGCACUCAUUCUUCCCCGAUGAGACACACUCGUCCAUCCGCCGUUCUUUCACACCACGCCAUGCCCCCCACACACGGCGCAUCUUCUGCGGAUUCUGCGGCACGCCGCUGACCUUUUGGACGGAAGAGCCACGCGAGGAAGCCGAGUACAUGUCCGUGGCAAUUGGUAGUUUAUUUGGAGAGAACCAGCGCGAGCUCGAAGACCUAGGCCUGCUCCCUGAGGACUUUGAAGACGAGACACCACACACGGGCAUCUCCACAUCGUCAGCCCUGGCGUCCUCGUCCCGGUCCCAAUCUUCUUCUGUUAUUGUGCCAUCUUUCGGCGAUACACCUAAUCUCUCGCGGAGUUUCAGACGUGGCACGGCCGGCGGCAUUCCCUGGUUCGAGGAGAUGGUGGAAGGCAGCCGGCUCGGCCGUCUGAUGCGCGCGAAGCGGGGGAGGGGGAUUAGUGAUGAUCAGUCGACGUCAAUAGAGUGGGAGAUCAGCGAGUGGCAUGAUGAUGGCACGGGGGGUAUCUUGCAAGAGGAUUCAGAGUCGAAUGGACAUGCUACCGGCAAGAGAAAACGGGGACACCAUGGCGAUGCGGAAGCGGCAUCUCCAAACAAGCGGACGGAGUAG